Molecule: messenger RNA, 1077 nt
Organism: Rotaria socialis
Lineage: Eukaryota; Metazoa; Rotifera; Eurotatoria; Philodinida; Philodinidae
Source: the annotation of a GenBank genome assembly
AUGGAUAAAUUUAUUAGCAAUUGGAAAACAUACAAUGGUCCUCAUUAUUUAAAUAGCAAAAUUGUCGAAGAAACACAAAGUUUGUCGUUUGAUAUUCUGAUGGCUUUACUUCUAUCAGACAAAGAUUUGCAUGAAGUAUAUAUAAAUCGGCAACAAGUUUUGAGUUCAGCGCUGCAAACUGUAUCUGACAUCAAUUAUUCUGCAUUAAGCUUAUCAAUUUUUUUGCCAAGUUGCUUACUUCGUAUGUAUUUAAGAUUCAAUAGAAAAUAUCAAAAAGCGCAAAAUAUAUGGAGAGAAUUUAUAAACGAUAUUAUAAAUCGAGAAUUGGAUAGGUUGCGUCAAAUCGAAAAACAUGAAAGAACAAAUUUGAUCGCAUCGGUGGUAGCAUCAUUGCAAACGGAUGAGGCAAAAGAAAUGAAGAAGCGAGAAGAAGAAAAACAAGGCUUAUCGCGUGAAGAACUAUUUCAAGAGAUUUUAUCAAUAAUUGAAGCCGGUACGGAUCCACCAGCCACAGCGAUAUCUUGGUGGAUUUACUACAUGAGUAAAUAUCCUGUAGUGCAAGAAAAAAUUAAACAAGAAUUGAUGGCCAAUGGUAUAACAAAAGAGACAUAUUUGACCAAUGAAUUAUUGGAGAAACUUCAAUAUGUGGACUGUGUUGUAAAAGAAUUGUUACGACAUGCACCUAUUUUCAGUUCAACUAUGAAAACUCUUAAACAAAAUGAUGAGAUCGAUGGAAUAAAAUUAGCUAAGGGCGAUACUGUUUUGGUGGCUUACUAUAAUAUGCACAAAGAUAAACGCUAUUGGAAGUUAGAUCCAAUCCAAUUCAUUCCAGAAAGAUUUUUUGGUUUGGAUGCAAAAGAUAAAGAUCAUCACCGCUAUGCAUUAAACACUUUUGGAGGAGGGCCCCGUCAGUGUAUGGGUCAAGAUUUAGCCCGGCUACUGUUAAAAACAAUGAUAACUCGCUUAAUGCAACAUUUUACAUUUGUCGAUGGUGGCCCAGAAAAAAAUACUGGGCGUCAUUUUCAACUUGGCGAAACUAUGAAGCCAGAUAUGGCUGUUUACAUCUACUGCGACUAA